Molecule: messenger RNA, 963 nt
Organism: Juglans regia (Persian walnut)
Lineage: Eukaryota; Viridiplantae; Streptophyta; Magnoliopsida; Fagales; Juglandaceae
Exons: 2
Coding region: 1-963 (320 amino acids)
Molecular function (GO): RNA-DNA hybrid ribonuclease activity; nucleic acid binding
Source: RefSeq, a predicted model, not a curated record
AUGGUUUCUUUGGGGACACGGUCCAGCCUAUUGGAACCAUCAUGCUAUCGACUUCUUGGUGGUGAAGGCUUCUUCGUCAUACAACGCCAUAAUUGGCAAACCCACCCUCAACAGCCUAAGCGUGGUAACAUCGACCUAUCACUUGAAGGUGAAAUUCCUGACCUCUUAGGGGGUGAGAGAAAUUCGAGGAAAACAGUGCAAGAUGUAUGGGCUAUCUGUUCUAGGAGACUUCAGAAAGUGAAUGUCAGCUUUAGAUCAUUCAAAGAGGUAGUGGAGCAUGUGUUAUUAACUCUCAAUGAGGAUUAUAUAGAAUUAUUUGCCUGCACAGCCUACCAUGUGUGGAAGAGAAGAAAUGUUCUUGUGUUUGAAGAGAAAUUUGAGAACUCUUCAAGGGUGGCUCAAUCAGCUUUACAAAUGACUAAGGAAUUUAAGGAGGCCAAUGACAGUAAACAAACUGAUGUGGAACCUGUAAGCUCAAUUGGGACAGAAACCUGGAGGCCCCCUCCUAUGAAUGUUUACAAGGCCAAUUGGGAUGCCUCUGUUGAUCGAGUAAGCUGUAGAAUGGGGGUAGGUGUGGUGGUCAGAAACUGGGAAGGGCAUGUAAUAGCAACUUUGAGAUCCUCAAGGAGUUUGUUCCCCGAUGCUAAACUUGCAGAGGCAGUGGCUACUCUCAGGGCAGUCCUUUUUUGCAAACAAUUAGAAAUUUCAAGAUUAUUGAUUAAAAUAGAUGCUCUCAAUGUGGUUAAUGAUCUCAACAAAGAGACAAUGGAUUGGAGCACAGUAGAUCUGAUCAUUCAAGACAUUAAAUCUGAACUCAAGAGUUUGCCUUACUGGUCUAUCCCGUAUAUCUCUAAAAAAUCUAAUUGUAUUGCUCAUUAUUUAGCUAAGGAUGCAUUAAAACUCUAUGAGGAGAGUAUUUCUAUGGAGGGAGUCCCUCUUUGUAUCCAACAUUUGCUAACUUAA